UAUAGCGUAAAAUUUGGAGAAAUACUUAUCCGAUCCUUCAGGAGGAUUAUUCGCAACUGACUUAAUGCGCGAAUCCAGAUUGCAGUGAGAAAUUAGCUAGUAGCUGAACGUACUUUAUUUCCUGCUGCCGGUUUUGAAAGCAGUUGAGUAGGUGUUCUAGUGAGUUGUGCCAAACAAGAAACAAGCGGGAUAACUUGGUCAACAUUGCGCCCAAGUGACCGAGAAUGUUCGAGGUCACCGAUUCCAAUGAAGAUCUUCAAUCGAUCAUAAUAGAAAGCAGGGAGAAAUCUGCAGGAGCAUCCAAUAAAUUCACGAAGCCUCUGUCCGAUAUUUCAUCAUGGAAAGUCGGCCUUUUAACGGAGCUGGAAGUGUUGGACAAGGAGACCGUUUCCGUUAACGCAAAAGUGGAGCUGCUGGAAAAGAAGCUGAUGGCUCUGAAUCAUGAGAAGGAGGAACUUCGCAACAACAUCACCGACGAAAUGACCAAGCGACUCGGCUCAAUGGAGAGACUGCGUGAUCUGCGCGAAGCCAUUACUGCGAUCACAAGACGAGAGGAUGAGCUCGGAAGAGUGUACUCCGACAAUUUAUCGUUCCGCGAAAUGGGAAAAGAUUUUCAGAAGGAGUUUAGUGAGGACCUAAAGAAACUGGGCAAUAACCUUGCUUCGUUUGGCGAUGAACACCAGAAGAAGCUUCAGAUUUUACAAGAACAGAUGUCUUCCUUGGAUGCGCAAGAAUUAGACAAACGUAAAAUCUUGAAUGAUCUGGAUUCCGAGAAACAUGGAUUAGCUGCACGCGCUGAUAAAUUGACGGAAGACAUCAGAAAGAAGGAGGUUCAGCUCCAAAAUGAUAAGCGUGUGCACGCUACCCUAUGUGCUGAACGAGAUUCCAUCAACACUGAAAUCCGGAACGUGAGCGAUGAAAUUGUUCUGCGAGAUAAAGAAAAAGAAGAUGUUCUUGGCCAAAUAAACAGUUAUAAAGACGAGUUAUCUGCUGAUAACUAUGCCCUUACUGGUGUGGAAAAAGAGCUCGAAGAAGUAUCAGCAAAACUGGAAUCCGUCAUUGAGCUGCAGGAAAACGACACAACAAGUCAUAAUGAAACGCUCAAGGUUCUGGAUGAUGAAAUUUCUGCAAAAGAGGCAACCGUGGGUCAGCUGCAGCAAAGGAUCUCGGAAAUGGAAAGGGAAUGUAUGGAUUACACAACUCAUGAAUCCGUACUUCAAAAGCAGAAGGAAGAUCAAAUCAGUGAUCUGUUAGUCGUUGAAACAAAGCUUGCAGCCGCCAAUAUCGAACAGAACGAGCUGACAGCAAAGUUGCUGGAAGCAGAAUCAGCUUUAGUGGGAGCUGCGAAGGAUUCAAAAGAUCACGAAACUAAAUGGGAGAAUGAGCUGACUAGCCUUCAGGAUGAGCUAAAAGAUCUGGGCGAUAUGCGGUCAAAGCUUGAAACAGAGAUCGUAGAUUUGCAAAAGGAAGAAGUGAUGUUAAAUGCCGCUUUGAAAGUGGAACAAGAAAGGCUUUUGGCGUUACCGAUGAAGCGACCACUGCCACCGCCGCCGGCAGUGGUGAACAAACCAGCACCGAACAAGCGAGAUCGUCCAGAAUCUGGCCAAAAUGUUCGAAACUUCAGCCAGCCUAGUGGAGAUUCUUCGGAUGAGGAUUCCAAUGUCAGCCUGCAUCUGCCUAUGCGAAGAUCUGGAAUGGAAUCGGCUCCUGCUCGUCACAUUGAUCAUAGCGUCAGCCAACCAAAGCAAAAAUUCCGGAAGUCAAAGCCACACGGAAGCGAUAAAAGCGAAAUGUUGGCCAGUCUGGAUGAUUUCUGAUCUUCGUAGCCUAUCCCCUUGCCUUUCGUGGAGCAGGAAACAUUGUGCUGUGGAAUACCUGUUUGUUGAACGACGAACUUUCUGUUAUGGUAGAAUCUUUUUUGCACCCGGAAUUUGGAAUUUUUUUUCCGCGGAAAACUAGCGUGUAGUGAUUAUUGUGGAAUCCUUACGAAUAAGUGACUUUUGUUUUUUUUCCCUUUUUUCUUUCAUUUUCAGUUUAUGUUUCUUCCUUCUGUUUUGCCGGUUCGGGGUAACUUACAGUGCUGUUUACUAAUAAUGAUAA
This is a messenger RNA of Paramacrobiotus metropolitanus, 2100 nucleotides long. RefSeq lists its product as uncharacterized. The record is from RefSeq and is a predicted model, not a curated record. Lineage: Eukaryota; Metazoa; Tardigrada; Eutardigrada; Parachela; Macrobiotidae. Bases 225 to 1817 code for a protein of 530 amino acids. The transcript has 15 exons.